Caenorhabditis elegans is the source of this 531-nucleotide messenger RNA. It is a transcript of the gene JC8.4, whose product is annotated as CMP/dCMP-type deaminase domain-containing protein. The transcript has a single exon. The coding region runs from base 1 to 531 and encodes 176 amino acids. The record is from RefSeq and is marked reviewed. Lineage: Eukaryota; Metazoa; Nematoda; Chromadorea; Rhabditida; Rhabditidae. Gene Ontology annotation, molecular function: zinc ion binding; hydrolase activity.
AUGUCAGAAAACGAGCUGAGCGCCGAGGACACUGCAUUUCUGGAAAAAGCCUUCGAAUUGGCUCAAGAAGCUUUAGAUGAAGAUGAAGUUCCAGUUGGAUGUGUAUUUGUGGUCAAUGGAACAGAAAUUGGAAGAGGUCGGAAUCGUGUGAACGAGACCGGUGAUCCGACAAGGCAUGCUGAGAUGGUAGCAGUCACUGAAAUGUGGAAAGAGCACGGAACGGGCUGCGAGGAUCUGCUCAAAAAAUCCACGCUCUACGUUUCCCUGGAGCCCUGCAUAAUGUGCUCGUCGGCAAUGUAUCAGCUGGGAAUUCGAAAAAUGGUGUAUGGAGCCGAAAAUCCACGAUUCGGAGGUGUACGGAGUGUUGGAAGUGCGGAGAAGUACCGAAUGGAGGAUAAUGUGCAAAUUGUGGCUGGAAUUUGGUCGGAACGAUCUGUCGCCAUGCUGAAAACAUUCUACGAGAAGCUUAACCCAUUUGCACCGCCUGAAAAGCGGAAAACUAAAAAACCAAAGUUAGAUGAAAUUAAAUGA